AUGAAGCUUUCAAAUAUUGUUUUCGCUGCGGUUGGUGCGCUGUUGCCCGCCUCGACUUCUGCGAUCGAGCUCAACCCCGACGAUCCGGCGUCUAUCAAAAGUGCAACCAAGAUUGUCGCAGCAGGUCUGAGAGACUGGUACACUGGAGAUCGAGUCGGCGACACACCUGGAAAUUUACCAGACCCUUACUACUGGUGGCUAUGCGGAGCCAUGUUCAAUUCCUUCAUCGACUAUUGGUACUACACCGGCGACGAUACGUACAACGCAAUCACAACACAAGCCCUAGUGCAUCAAAUCGGGCAACCCAUGGCAUUCAUGCCACCCAACCAGACUAGCACUCUGGGAAACGACGAUCAAGCCUUCUGGGGAAUGGCGGCCAUGUCAGCAGCAGAGAACAAGUUGCCCGAUGUCAAAGAUGAGAUGUCCUGGUUAUCGCUUGCUAUUGCUGUCUUCAACACACAGGUCCCGCGUUGGAACGCCAAAACCUGUGGCGGUGGACUCAAUUGGCAGAUUUUCGUUUUCAACAACGGAUUCGACUACAAAAACACAAUUUCAAACGGGGCGUUCUUCAACAUAGCAGCGAGAUUGGCGAAAUACACAGGCAACAGCACAUAUGCGGAGUGGGCAACAAAGACAUGGGAGUGGGAACGUAGCGUCGGCCUCAUGAGCCAUGACUACCAUUUCUAUGACGGCACGAGCGAGCGUCAGAACUGCACAGAGCUCAACCACGUCCAAUGGACCUACAAUGCAGCCAUUCAUAUGUCUGGCGUCGCAGCUAUGUGGAACUUGUCAGAGACAACAAAUGAUGCGACCCAAGCAGCAUUCUGGCGCGGCCAUCUCUCCGGUAUAAUCAACUCAACAGAUGUUUUCUUCUCCCCCGAGGGCGCACCCGACGUCAUGAUCGAAGUAGCUUGCGAGCGCAAUGGACUCUGCGAUCACGACCAACGCUCCUUCAAAGCCUACCUGGCACGCUGGAUGGGCUUCACGAUGCUCACAGCUCCGUGGACGCGCGAGCUCAUUAUGCCGCGCAUGCGCGCCUCGGCUGUGGCAGCGGCGAAACAGUGCAGUAGUGGAAAGGGCGGGUGUGGAUUGCGCUGGUGGAAAAACGGCGUGAAUGAUGGCGAAGUCGGUGUUGGAGAACAAAUGAGUGCGCUCGAGGUCAUGCAGAAUCUGCUCAUUGAUCACGUUUCAGGUCCCGCGGGCGAGCAGACAGGUGGAGUCAGUAAAAAUGAUCCCUCUGCAGGGAGUGACGGAGGGGACACUCUCGUAAUUGAGCAUGAUCCUGUUACCUCAGGGGACAGAGCGGGUGCUGGUAUCUUGACCGCGCUGGUCAUUAUAUUCAUGUUCGCUGGCGGGUGGUGGUUAAUCACCGGAGAUUAG
Molecule: messenger RNA, 1380 nt
Organism: Ascochyta rabiei
Lineage: Eukaryota; Fungi; Ascomycota; Dothideomycetes; Pleosporales; Didymellaceae
Product: Mannan endo-1,6-alpha-mannosidase
Exons: 3
Coding region: 1-1380 (459 amino acids)
Biological process (GO): carbohydrate catabolic process; fungal-type cell wall biogenesis
Molecular function (GO): mannan endo-1,6-alpha-mannosidase activity
Source: RefSeq, a predicted model, not a curated record